AUGGUUCUAGCCACAUUGAAUGGGCCACAAGAAGAAGAAACCGAAAAGUCGGAAGCCGCCCAGAAAACCAAAGGGCCAGAGGCAGAGGGUGGUGUUUCUUUUUUCGUAUCAUUCACCAAUUCUAAAAGGGGCCGUGAAAGGAGGACCCGACCAAGAAGGCCGCGAGUGGACGUACGAAAUCGCGUCGGUCGAAUACCGGUUGGGGCCCAAAGAGGAAAGAGCAAAGAGGAGGGUGAAGCGGGGGAAGAUGAUGGGAAAGAAAAAGAGGAUGGAGACAAGAAAAUUUCGGAAAUGCGAAAUGCCAAUGCGGUUCUUGCGGCGAAACCUCAACCCCUACCACCGUAUCUGAAAGUCGAACAACAAGAAAUCGACGAUGCGGCCUGGGAGGAAGCGAACGCGGCUGCAAGUGCAUUAUUCAGGUGUCUGCUGCUCGUUAUAAGCGCCAUACUGAUGAUAACCUGUAUAUUCAACUUGCUGGCCGGCAGCGCAAUAAAGAUAGGAGGGGAGGCAAUGUUCAUCAAGGAGGCAUCCACCUACGGCAACUAUCUCAUCUUCCUGGGAGUCAUGCACUUUGUGACCUUUGUAUUAGGGUUUUUUGGGGCUCUCCUCAAAAAGUCCUUUCUCGUCCUAUUGUUCAUGUUCUCCGUGGUUUUGUUACUCAUGUUCAACUUAAUUGGGGCGGCCAUCGUCUUCUCCGGACUCAGCAACGCUCACGUGGACCCGGCAGCCGGUUUCAUGAAAGAAAUAGCCAAACGUGAUUACAAAAGUUUCAUCAACGAUUUUCAGAAAGCGCAAAGUUGUUGUGGGGCUCACACGGCCUUUGAUUGGCGGGCCAAUCCCGACUAUCAAGAUGGGUUACUCCUCCCGGCUUCCUGCUGCCCGUCUACUGAAGGCCCUUGUAGUGCCGAAUCUAAGGAAUAUUUCAGUCAAGGAUGCAGAGAAGCCUUCAACCAUAUGUUAAUAAAGUACGGCAAGAUGCAUGCAUGGGUCUCCAUAGUUGCUGGUAUUUGUGAGUUUUUGUGCAUGAGCGUCGAUAGAUGCACCGAAACCGAUAGAACCACGGCCAAGUAUAACUCCGAUUCGAUUCGAAUACCGAUUAGUCCGACCACCCUAGAGAACGACAAAGUCCAGCAUACAAUUUCACGAUCUCUGAUCGCAAUAAACCCAAGUAGAGAAAGUUGGAAAGGCGACCCACCAUCAAAGCAGGUAGAUUAUCGGGAAAAGACUUCACCAGUUGAUGCAAAAAUUUCAGUAAGUCUCCACAGUUUGCACAUCCAUGCAGCCUCAAAAGAAGCAGCAGCCAACGACAACGAAAUUCAAAUACUUCCCUACAAAACCUUUGAAGAAGAAGACGAAAACCUACCAGUGAGUAGUGGAAAAUCGAGAAAGGAAGGUGAAAGACUUAAAAAGGAGAAAGUUAUUAGUGUGUUCGACGUCGUUAAAACUUUAUACAAGCAACAGAGAAUUAAACCACCAAAGACACCAAACCACGGACAAACGGACGAUCCAACUCAGCAAAGCUCCAUAGCGUCACUACGUCAAGCCUUACGCCACGCAUUCUCUUCGGCAGUGAUCUCGAAAUACCAGCAAGACGUCAUGGAAAAAGUAGAAGCAAGAUCACCGAAACUAAGUCUAAAUGAUAGUGCAAGCAUUAGUACGAAAUCAAAUGAUUCCUACCCGUCCCCACCCCUUAUCAUAUCCAUGGUACCCAUCUACAUACUGACGCUCAUUGUUAUCCUCCUAGGAAUGUUUCGGGUGUCAUUAGGUACUGUGGCUGGAAUUAGUCUGAAAGCUCUGGACGCCAGCGAGGGCGACAUGGUGGUGGCUAUGACGUGCGUCUCGGGCCUCUUCAACUUGGUGGUCGGUGUGGUUGCCUACGUAGCCGCUUUCAAAGCCAGUCUCAUACUUUUCAUUAUGUUAUCAUUCGUCGUGUCGAACUCCAUUAUCCUGGUCAUCGUGUCGUCCUCGCUCGUCUACAUUUCAGUCCAGGAGUGCAAGAGUAAUUCAACGUGGCUACUCCUACAGAGCAUCUCAAACGCAGAGACAGCUGUCAACGUUGAACUACUCCAAAUCCUGUUCAAAUGCUGCGGUGCCAACUCACACGAUGACUGGCUGCUGAAUGCUAAUCACACCAACGGUACCCUUCCAUCGUCCUGCUGUCUGCCGUAUGGAAGUAAGAAUUGUAACGCCAACUCCAAAAACAUUUACGAGGUUGAGGAGGAGAUAAUUAAAUAA
Helobdella robusta is the source of this 2235-nucleotide messenger RNA. RefSeq lists its product as hypothetical. The record is from RefSeq and is a predicted model, not a curated record. Gene Ontology annotation, cellular component: membrane. Bases 1 to 2235 code for a protein of 744 amino acids. The transcript has 18 exons. NCBI's taxonomy places the organism in Eukaryota, Metazoa, Annelida, Clitellata, Rhynchobdellida, Glossiphoniidae.